AUGUCUGCAUCCAAAGCACCAGCCAUCAAUACUCAAGAUCUUAUGAAUAGAAUCUUGCAGCUCAAACAGAUUACUGAAAGACUUGAAGAGCAGAACCAUGAAUUGAAAAACUAUAACAAGCAGCUUGAGAUUCAGAUCAUGGCCAUUCCAUUCACUGAACAGCAGGAAAAGAAAGAUAAAGCUAAAGUCAACUUACCAGAACUCUUCAAGAGUGAACAAGAAAAAUUACAAGCUUUCUUGAGAUAA
Coccidioides immitis RS is the source of this 246-nucleotide messenger RNA. RefSeq lists its product as uncharacterized. The coding region runs from base 1 to 246 and encodes 81 amino acids. Lineage: Eukaryota; Fungi; Ascomycota; Eurotiomycetes; Onygenales; Onygenaceae. The transcript has a single exon. The record is from RefSeq and is a predicted model, not a curated record.